AGUCCCUGGAGAAGACUCACACUGUCACGAUAAGAACAUGCAAAGUUCACACAGGCAGGGGCCGCGAUCGAGCCCGGGUCCUCAGAACUGUGAGGCCAACGCUUUACCAGCUGACCCACCGUGCUCCCUGUGAGUUGGGGGCGCUGCAGAACGCGCGCCGUGAUUCUUUUCCCAGGUCUCGUCUGCUUGAACUGCGGUCGAGGUGUGCGGUGAAAGUCGGAAGUUGGAGUUUCACCAAGUGACACUUGACGCAAACGAAAUGGCAGAAGACGGCACUUAUGAAUCGAUGCUCUGUGUCAAGCCCGAGGUCCACGUCUACCGGAUUCCGCCGAGGGCGUCGAACCGUGGUUAUCGCGCUGCUGAUUGGAAGCUGGACGAACCCGCAUGGAGUGGGAGAAUGAAAAUAACCGCGAAAGGAAAGCUAGCGUACAUCAAGUUGGAGGACAAAAACACAGGAGAGCUUUUUGCACAAGCUCCAGUUGAACAGUAUCCAGGCAGUGUAGUUGAAGCAGUCACAGACUCCAGCAGGUACUUUGUGAUCAGGAUAGAGGAUGGAAAUGGUCGUCAUGCUUUUAUCGGUCUGGGCUUUGCUGAUCGAGGAGACUCUUUUGACUUCAACGUUGCUUUGCAAGACCAUUUUAAGUGGGUAAAGCAAGAAGGUGAGCUGGCCAAAUUGGAAGCAACCCAGAGUACCGCACCAAAGCUGGACCUGAGCUUCAAGGAAGGGCAGACCAUCAAGAUCAGCAUCGGGAAUAUCAAGAAGAAGGAUGCAUCUGGGGCCAAGCCGCGUCCCGCGGCGGGUGGUCUGCUCCCACCUCCACCGGGAGUUAAGGCGGGGGGCGUCAUCCCACCUCCUGGCGGCCAGCACACUGUCACACCUGCACAAGAACCGCAACAACAAACAAACAUCGGCUCUCUUUUAGACUUUGGGUCCCCCCUCUCUGAAACCCAAUCCAGCUCUGACGUGUGGGGAGAUUUCACAUCUGCAGGUUCCAACGCCAGUAAAGACGCCGUCAAACCAGGCUGGGUGCAGUUCAGCUGAAUGCGGACAAACGCGCACGCGCUCUGUUUGCGUACAUUCCGUGGAUGGGAUGAUUGGGUGGCAACAACAACAACGAAAAAGUGGUAAACAUGUCUGAUAACUCACAGCAGCCACCACGUGAGGGACACGUACCAGCUUGCUCUAAAAAAGGAAACAUGGUCACAUCUUUAUUAUUAUUUUUACAAUAUUGUCCCUUUUCACUCCCCUUUGUAUGAGGAUCCUUCUAUGGUUUUAGUAGCCAAGUAUCCACAAAAUCUAUUUGUAUGUAUUAUUUUCUCCAUUAUUGCAUCAAAUCAAUCACCAGAUUUUUUUUUAGGACUCACGGAACCUUUUGGAAAUCUGUGCAGAAUCAAAUGAGAUGUCUUUUCCCUUCAGUCUUACUCAGCACAUUCUUCUUCAGAUCUGAAGAGUUAUGUUUUCCUUUUAGAUUUUUUUUUGUUUUUUUUUUUUUUGGCAUUUUCAUUACCGGUAUAUAUUUUUUUAGGAGGACCUGCAAUACUGAGCUCAUUGAUUAUGUUGCUAUUUUAAUGAAUAGUUUUACAUGUUGUCCUUUCAUUUUUCACCUAAAGAGCUUUUAAAACAUGAUUAUGAUUUCAAUUUUUUGUUUGUCUUUGUUUACCCAGUAAGUUGUUUUUUUUUUUUUUUGUCCUUUUGUGCCUUUUACCAAAAAAUGUCCUUAUUCAAAAGUUGCACUGAGUAUUUAAGUGCCUCAUCAAAAAAAAUAAAUGUAUAAAAUGUAAACCUUUGUAAAUAAACAGUAUAUUUCA
Messenger RNA from Syngnathoides biaculeatus (alligator pipefish), 1809 nucleotides. It is a transcript of the gene necap2, whose product is annotated as NECAP endocytosis associated 2. The record is from RefSeq and is a predicted model, not a curated record. NCBI's taxonomy places the organism in Eukaryota, Metazoa, Chordata, Actinopteri, Syngnathiformes, Syngnathidae. Gene Ontology annotation, cellular component: membrane; clathrin vesicle coat. Gene Ontology annotation, biological process: endocytosis. The transcript has 9 exons. The coding region runs from base 260 to 1042 and encodes 260 amino acids.